AUGUCUGAAAUUCAGACGUGGACGGUGCAGGAGCCCUAUAUCGACAUAGCGGGGACUCUGCUCGAGGGCCCCUACCACGAUGCAGCCAACAACGAGUUUCGCUUUGUCGACAUUUGGGAUCACAAGCUGUACCGCCUUGACUUGGACAAGGGGCCCGUGUCACUCUCUGUUGUCAAUACGGACGCGGCUAUUGGCGUGACGGCCAACAUUGCGGGCGCAGCAAAGGAGGAUCAGGAUCAGCUGAUUGUCGCGGCCAAGUGCGGAUUCGCUCGGCUGAACCGGUCUACCGGGAAACUGACUUACAUCCGCGAGGCUUGGGGCGAGGAAGAUGGCCCGGGGAAAGCGGAGGUGAUGCGCUUCAACGACGGUGCGGUCGACAGCCACGGGAGAUUCUGGGCCGGUGCCAUGAAUGACCCCAAGGUCAAGAAGCCAUCGCCCGAAGGAGUGCUGUUCAGACUGGACUCGGACCUUAGUCUGCAUCCUAUGCUGGCACCAGUAACGAUCCCCAACGGGAUUGGGUGGAACCAUGCCGAUGACACGAUGUACUUGACCGACUCACCGACGGGUCAAAUCUUCGCAUUCGACUUUGACGCCGCAACUGGGGCCAUUAGCAACCGCCGCGUACACUUUGACAUCGGCGAGUCGCUCGAGCCAGAUGGAUUUGCCAUUGACGUCGAGGGUUGUAUCUGGACAGCCAUCUACGGUGGUGGAAAGGUUCUCCGUGUUUCGACCGAGGGAAAAGUCAUCGGCCAGAUUGAUCUGCCAACACGAAACCCGACUUGUCCGGCGUUUGUAGGCACCGAGCUAUUCAUUACCUCGGCCAAGGAUGACCAUGAUGACGAAAAGUUCCCACAGUCCGUGCGAUACGGAGGUCGAGUGUUUAAGGUUGAUGUUGGGGUCCGAGGAAAGGCAAAGAAUGAGUUUCGGUUUGCGAACUAG
Penicillium waksmanii is the source of this 939-nucleotide messenger RNA. RefSeq names its product SMP-30/gluconolactonase/LRE family protein. The coding region runs from base 1 to 939 and encodes 312 amino acids. Lineage: Eukaryota; Fungi; Ascomycota; Eurotiomycetes; Eurotiales; Aspergillaceae. The transcript is spliced from 4 exons. The record is from RefSeq and is a predicted model, not a curated record. Gene Ontology annotation, molecular function: calcium ion binding; gluconolactonase activity. Gene Ontology annotation, biological process: L-ascorbic acid biosynthetic process.